UGUCGUCGAAAACCGUUGUACGAGAGUAACUCGAAGCGCAUAGUUUAGUGAGCAACAAAUCGAUCAUAAAUCAGAAUGAAAUUCGCCGUUGUAUUCGCUGCCGUUCUGGCUAUCGCCGUUGCUGCCCCAGUGGAAGAUCGGGACGCACAAGUGUUGCAGUACGAGAACGACAACCAGGGACUGGAUGGAUAUAAUUUCAAAUACGAGACAAGCAACGGACUCCAGCGAGUAGAACAGGCUCAGUUGAAGAGUUUCGGUGACGAUGUCAGCGCGUUGGUCGUACGAGGAAUGUACUCCUACCAGGGACCUGAUGGGCAGACCUACACCGUGAACUACGUUGCCGAUGAAAAUGGUUUCCAGCCAGAAGCUCCCCAUCUACCACAUGCCUAAACUGUACCUCAAAUUUAGUGUAAUUGUUAAUACUUCUGCUAGUGAUGGUAAAAAAUAAAAAGCAUUAAAACUGAUGUAAAUAAUUUCAAA
This is a messenger RNA of Armigeres subalbatus, 480 nucleotides long. RefSeq names its product flexible cuticle protein 12-like. The coding region runs from base 76 to 390 and encodes 104 amino acids. Gene Ontology annotation, molecular function: structural constituent of chitin-based larval cuticle. The transcript has 2 exons. The record is from RefSeq and is a predicted model, not a curated record. NCBI's taxonomy places the organism in Eukaryota, Metazoa, Arthropoda, Insecta, Diptera, Culicidae. Gene Ontology annotation, cellular component: chitin-based extracellular matrix.